AUGUACAUAAUUGCUUCUCACAUCAAUGCCUACAACUCAAGUUGCGCCUUCUGGCAUCAAACAUCGUGUUGGAUUCUUAAGCACUUCUUGCCAUCUAAACGAUUACAGGCUUACGGCAUAAAUUUUUCUGAUGCCAAAGAAUCUUUCUUCAUGCAUAUUAAGUCUACUUUGUAUCCCAAACUUUUUACUUUGCUUCUUCUACCACUAAGAGUGAAUAACGAUUCCAUAUUUUAUGUUGUUAUCCAAUGUCUUAGAACGACCAUCAUAUAUAUUUGUUGCUCCAUGACACCAUGUUAUGGACAGUGGGUGGAACUAAAAAUAACAAACGUCAAUGACAAACCAGCAUGCAAUCUAAAAGCUCGAAGCUUUUUUAAAUUAAAUAUUCCCCACCCAGAAACAGAAGGAAACAUUCAAUUAAUUCAUUUUCAUUAUUAA
Clunio marinus is the source of this 435-nucleotide messenger RNA. The record is from the annotation of a GenBank genome assembly. Lineage: Eukaryota; Metazoa; Arthropoda; Insecta; Diptera; Chironomidae.